ACCUGAAGCUUAUGAAACAGGGUAGACGCAUUUCGUUAUAAAACAUUACUUUGGGUUAUAAAUAAACAAACCUGAUGAAAGGUAGUACACGUGACUCAGCAAUUAUAGUAUAGGCUAUUGGAUGCUUAUUUUAUGACAUUUACAUUGUUACGGGUGUUUCUGAUUUGUUAAGCAUUUUCUUUUGCACGGAUUUUCAACAGCUCCUGUUUGACCUGUCGUUUUAUCAGGCAUUUCCUGUGGCUGUAAAUCUUAAGAUCAUGGCGGUUGAACCAGGGGAUGUCGAUUUUGUAAGCAAGUUGGAUGAAGCGAGCAAGAAGAAAGCGAAAGAAGAACUGAAUGAAAUCAAUGACAAAGAUCGCGAGAUGGCCGUGCAGGCUUUCAGAGAGUGGAUCCUGCAACAGAAAUGGCUAAGAACCCCGACAGACUUUGCGUUUCUGCUACGAUUCCUGCGGGCGCGAAAGUUCAGCCAACUCGGUGCGCGACAGACCAUCGAAAACUACUGGCGUGUGAAAACAAAAUCCCCGACCUGGUUUAAAGAUGUGGACCCCACGGAAAAGAAAAUCGUUGAAAUUAUGAAGACAGGAUUUUAUGUCAUUCCAAAGACUACAGAUAAAUAUGGAAGAAGAGUUAUAGUUGAACGAUUGGGCAACCUAGACAUGAACAAAGUGAAGAAGAAGUGGGGGGUUGAGAAUAUAUUCAGAACCAUCUGUCUCAUCUGUGACUGGGUCAACAGGGACGAAAAUGUGCAGGUGAACGGGAUCAUAGUUUUCAUCGACAAUACGGAUGUCACAAUGGGCCACUUCAUGAAUAUGAUGGGAACUGAGAAUGGCAAGAAAAUCAUGGAGUUUUACCAGAACUCGCUGCCUGCCAGAAUGAAAGGCCUGCAUAUGUACAACGAGCCAACGUUCUUCGAUGCUGUGUACGCCCUGUUCAGCCCGCUCAUGAAGCAGAAAACGAAAGACAGGAUGCACAUGCACGGACGAAGCCUGACGAAGGUUUAUGAAGAGCUUGGGAUGGAAUGUUUCCCCGAUGAAUAUCUUCCAGACGACUACAAGGGGCCUUCCGCGGGGUCCACGCAACAGCUCGUCGAUACAAUGAUAUCAGAAAUUCAGUCUCCAGAUUUCACGAGCUACAUCAAGAACCUUUCCAGCGACAAGUACGGAGUGGAUAUUGCCAAACUGAAAGAGAACGACGCACCUGUGGCCUCAUUUAGGAAACUCAAUGUAGACUAGAAAAGACAAUUGUGUACACUUACAGUCGCGUUGUACAUAUACAAGUCACAUCUUCUUUAAAUAUAAAGAUUGUUCUCUUGCCUGACGAUUGACAAUUUUGUUAAAGUAAUGAAAUAAGUCAUCCCGUUAUCUUAAUGCAGGGGUUUGUUAUAUUGAACAUCCCCAGACUCAUAUAUAUUCAUUGUUUGUCCUGGUCACCCAUUUUGUUUAAACAAGUGGAACAGCGGGCCUCAUUUUCAUAAGAAAUAUGUACAUUAAUCACUGCCUCUGAAUCUGUUUUGUUGUUGUUCCGUUCUUGUUCUUUUGCUCAGGACUAAAAUAUGAGGAACGCAUUCAAGCAGAUUUAAAAAUGAAAAUGUUUUGUGAAAAAAACACUUAAUGUGUAAAUGCUGAACAUUCACAUGUGGUGGCCAGUGCAAGAGUGCAAGCGUAAUGCUCAGAAAGCGUUCAAGAUAGCCGUGUACAGUCAUAUUUGAAUCACUUUUGAUUAAUAAAAACAGAUCACAAAAUGUAUGUCCGUGUUAGGCCCUUGGCAUGUAUGCCUAUGGUUUCAUUUUGGCCAAAAUCCGUCAAACGGAAAACUUUAAAAA
Molecule: messenger RNA, 1822 nt
Organism: Mya arenaria
Lineage: Eukaryota; Metazoa; Mollusca; Bivalvia; Myida; Myidae
Product: alpha-tocopherol transfer protein-like
Exons: 9
Coding region: 258-1232 (324 amino acids)
Cellular component (GO): membrane
Molecular function (GO): phosphatidylinositol bisphosphate binding
Source: RefSeq, a predicted model, not a curated record